UGCAGGGGACGAGACAGCUGAGGAGGCGAAUGGGGAGGAGGUGGGGAGUUUAGAGGAGGCCAGAAAACUGAUAAAAGACUUGAGAGAGAGACAUCGCAUGCAGGCGCUACAGGUUAUGAUUUGGAGGAGGAGAAUGAAAGCUCAGGAAGACUUGGUCGCACGCCUAUGUCAGGAUCGCAGCUCGCAGUUGCGUGUGCUAAGCUCACAGCUGUUGCUGUUCGAGGCGCGACUGUGUCGCAAGCAGCGCGACAUCAGCAGCGCCCUGUCGCAGCGGGAAGCGGUCAUCAGCCGGCAGCAGCGGGUCAUUCGCUCACUGCAACAGCGGCUGGCCGACGCCGGAUUGGCGGAGGCGGCUGAAGAGGCCAACCUAGAUUCGCUCAACGACAGCGAUAGUGCUGUUAUAAUGGAGGAUGACGAUUACAGACCAUUCCACGGCCUGUCAGACGGCGUGACGAUUGUGCGCAGCGUAAGCGACGCAGUCGAACUGCCGCCGACGGGCAAAUACCCGCCGCUACGACGCAGCAACGGUUUUCUGCGGCGACCCGAGAUCCUCGAAACCGUCUACAGCGUCGAAGAGGACCCGGACGGCGACCAAACCUGCCUGGGGGCCGAUUCCGGGGGCCCCCAAACGCCCCAAAACCCCCCGAGUCACCCGCAAUCGUGCCCCGAGGACUCUUGGUCGCAAAAACGCAGCCGCCUAAAGGAGAUGUACUACGGAAGCUUCGAGAAACUGGAUCAUACGGGUUUCGAGCAACUCGAACGAACUCCAGACGAGCAAUCGUCUCAGCCACCCUGUCACGUGACCUACAACAGGGUGAUGAGCAACCAUAGGUCGGUGACUAAGCCCAAGGAUGUCAAGUAUAAGCGCAUCAACAAGGCUAAGUCGAAAUCGCUGGAGGAGCUUAGAGGUAGGUUGAAGAAUUGGGUGGAAAAGGGUAAUAAACUGGCCGUUUCGUUGGACCAGUCGUUUGCCUGACUGUGCGUCAAGGGGGGUGGGGGAGGCGGCAGUGGUGGAAAGGGGGGUGAGGGGAAGUAGAGGCAGAUAACUUAAUAACUGGAUAACUUGAUACUAUAGGCACGAUAACUUGGUUGAACCAUGUUGAAAACUAUGAAGAUCAAGUUGAAAGCUAGAAAAAGUUGAAUUUGUAGAAAAUAUGAAGAGAAUAUUUUUAAAAUGUAUAAAUUCAGGGCUACUUUCUUCUAUUUAUAAAAUAGAAUUAUAGUACCCUUUAAAAUUGAUAAAAUAUUAAAA
Messenger RNA from Nilaparvata lugens (brown planthopper), 1252 nucleotides. RefSeq lists its product as uncharacterized. The record is from RefSeq and is a predicted model, not a curated record. NCBI's taxonomy places the organism in Eukaryota, Metazoa, Arthropoda, Insecta, Hemiptera, Delphacidae.